This is a messenger RNA of Otolemur garnettii (small-eared galago), 2347 nucleotides long. It is a transcript of the gene MROH6, whose product is annotated as maestro heat like repeat family member 6. NCBI's taxonomy places the organism in Eukaryota, Metazoa, Chordata, Mammalia, Primates, Galagidae. The coding region runs from base 1 to 2118 and encodes 705 amino acids. Gene Ontology annotation, cellular component: cytoplasm. The record is from RefSeq and is a predicted model, not a curated record. The transcript is spliced from 14 exons.
AUGGCUGGGGGUAUGUGGGACCGCACCCAGCGGGCCCCAGUGGGGGCUCUAACCCUGACAGCUCUGGCUGAAGGGAUCAGGGCCAGCCAGAGGCAGCCCCAGGGACCCCCUUUCACGGGCCCUCCACCUGAGCCCUGGGAGCUUCAACAUGAGGCUGAGCCUAGAAGUGGGGCCACUGCCCCCACAGUUGGCAGUGUGCCAUGCUCUCCAAACAGUGCGCCGGAGCAGGGAUCCCACCAGGCCUCCCAGACUUCCUGGGAGGAGGGGGCUCUCGCAGACCUUGCGUUGUACACAGCUGCCUGCCUGGAGGAGGCUGGCUUUGCAGGGACCCAGGUAACAGUGCUCACCUUGUCCUCAGCCCUGGAGGUCCAUGGGGCACGGCUGGAGGACCAGGUGCAUUCUCUGGUGUCUGGGCUGUUGGCACAAGUGCCCAGCCUGGCUGAGGGGAGGCCCCGGCGGGUAGCCCUGCGGGUGCUGACUGCACUGGCCCUGGAGCACUCAAGGGACGUGGUGUGUGCGCUGCUACCUCGUUCGCUGCCCCUUGACUGGCCAGCAGCUGAGCUCUGGCGCAGCCUAAGCCGUAACCAACGCGUAAAUGGGCAGGUGCUGGUGCAACUACUGUGGGUGCUGAGGGCUACAGCGGGGCCCAAGCUGGAGGCACUGGCGGCCACACGUGCUCUUGGGGAGAUGUUGGCCAUUUCAGGAUGUGUGGGAGCCACACGGGGCUUCUACCCGCACUUGCUGCUGGCACUGGUCACACAGCUGCAUGAGCUGGCUCACAGCCACGCACAUGCCCCUGAUACUCCCAAGAUUUGGGUCCUGUCCCACGGAGGGCCACCACACAGCCAUGCCAGCUGUGCAUUGGAGGCCUUGAAGGCCCUGCUCACUGGAGAUGGGGGCCGCAUGGUGGUCACAUGCAUGGAGCAGACAGGAGGCUGGAGGAGGUUGCUGGGAGCUCACACCCACCUGGAGGGUGUCCUGCUGCUAGCCAGUGCCAUGGUGGCGCAUGCGGACCACCACCUGCGAGGUCUCUUCGCAGACUUGCUUCCCCGGCUGCGCAGCGCCAAUGACCUGCAGCGCCUCACAGCUAUGGCCUUCUUCACCGGACUGUUGCAGAGCCCGCCCACCGCACGGCUCCUGCGGGAGGAGGUCAUCCUGGAGCGGCUCCUCACCUGGCAGAGCGACCCCAAGCCCACCGUGCGCUGGCUGGGCCUGCUUGGCCUAGGCCAUCUCGCACUAAGUCGCGGGAAGGUGCGGCACAUAAGUACGCUGCUGCCAGCGCUCAUGGGGGCGCUGGGCGAGGGCGACGCAAGGCUCGUGGGAGCAGCGCUGGGCGCGUUGCGGAGGCUCCUCCUGCGGCCACGGGCUCCAGUGCGGCUCCUGAGCACAGAGCUGGGCCCAUACCUUCCCCGGCUGCUGGACGACGCCCGAGACUCAGUCCGCGCCUCAGCUGUGGGGCUCCUGGGGACGCUGGUGCGCCGGGGCCGGGGCGGGCUGCGGCUAGGGCUCCGUGGUCCCCUAAGGAAGCUGGUGCUACAGUGUCUCAUGCCGCUGCUGUUGCGCCUGCACGACCCAAGCCAGGACACUGCUGAGAGCUCAGAGUGGACCCUGGCCCGCUGUGACCAGGCCCUUUGCUGGGGCCUGCUAGAGGAUAUGGUCACUGUGGCCCACUACGACAGCCCUGAGGCCCUGAGCCACAUCUGCCACCGCCUGAUUAGGCAAUACCCCAGCCAUGUGCCCAACUUCCUGAGCCAGACCCAGGGAUACCUGCGGAGCCCAGAGGACCCCUUGCGCCAUGCAGCCACCGUGCUUAUAGGCCUCCUUGUUCAUCAUGCAAGCCCUGACUGCAUCUGCCAGAACCUGCUGGACUCCCUAUUUCAGGACCUGGGGCAGCUGCAGAGCGACCCCCAGCCGGCAGUGGUUGCAGCAGCACAAGUGUCUGCUCAGCAGGUGGCACUGCUGACCCAUGCCCAGAGCCAGCCCCGUGGCCCCCUCCUCCUCCGCCUGGCCCCAAUCCGCAACCUGCCCACCCGUCCCCCUCCAGUCUACGCUGACAGCCCCUUCCGGCGCCGUAGCCUUGCUGGCCGCUGGGGCUGCUCCGGACUGCGCCCAGCCUGAGGAUCAGGGGUCUGACUAGGACACUCCGCCCACACUGGGUUCAGUCCCUGCCCUGCUUGAGGGGCACCCUGGGCCUGGCGCUGGACUCUGGUGCCUAACCUUCAGGACUCCUCUCCAGGCACCCACCACCUUGACAGCCAUGUGCCAGAGAAAAACAGCUAGCACCUUCUGUCUCACCCCUCCCCCUGCACGCAUGGGUGCAUCUGCCCCCACCUGGCUUCUUGUUCUA